AUGUCGAACAUAUACAAAGAGCAGACAUACUUGCUCUUAGUACAGCUCGGCUUACUGUACAUCCUCUUGACCCUCGUCGAACACUUUGUGUUGCAACCCUCAGGCCUUCAUGUCGUCCCCAUCACCAUGCCACAUCCUCUCUGGGUGGUCACGCUCCUGACGCCCGUGGUUCUGUAUCUACGCUCCAAGUACUACUGGCUUCAUUGGAUGCGUGUCCACGAUACCCAGCCUGCGCCCGUCUACCCCCACCGGGACCGGCUCCUCGGCACCGACUGGAUCGUCGACAUGUCAAAGGCCAUCAGCUCACACUCGAUCCUGCAGCUCUGGGAUGGGCUGUUCUCGAGCGUGGGAAACACCUUUUGGGCUAAAAAUGUCGGCGCGUGGAUCCUCAUGACAAACGAGCCCGAGAACGUCAAGGCACUACUGUCAGGGCAGUUCGAGACGUGGCAGAUCGCCGGCGUGAGGCAGACAGCCAUGGUGCUCGCGUUGGGGCCGAAGGCCAUCUUUUCUGUCAAUGGUCACGCCUGGCAUGAUGCGAGGGCCAUGAUGCGGCCGAGCUUUGUGAGGAAUCAGAUUGCCGACCUGGAGUGCACCGAGAGGCAUGUUGAGGCAUUCUUGGAUAGGAUACCCAGAGAUGGCCAACCGGUAGACCUGCAGGAGUUGCUGUACAUGUUCACCAUGGACAUCUCGACCGACUUUAUGUUUGGCUACUCAACCAACACCUUGUCGGAUCCCUCCUUGGAAGCCCUUGACUUCACUCGUUCCUUCGACUAUGCCCUCCUCUCCGCCUCGCGUCGUGCCCGCUUAGGCUGGAUUGUUUUGCUUGUGCCAGAUAAAAAGCUCAAUGAGGCUGCUGCAACCUGCAGGCGAUUCAUCGACCGCUACGUGAAGGAAGCGCUUGCUUCAGGCAGGGAAAAGGAGAGGCCUUACGUGUUUAUGAACGAGAUGUUCGCCUCAGGGGCUUCGCAGGAGUAUGUCCGAGACCAGCUACUUGCCAUGAUCCUCGGUGGAAGAGACACUAGCGCCAGCACCAUGAGCUCGUUAUUCUGGAUUUUGGCACGGCGGCCAGACGUGGUCGAGAAGAUGAGGGCCGAGAUUGCGGGACUGGAUGGUCGAAAGCCGACUUGGGAAGAGAUGAAAGAGCUCAAGUACCUCAACAUGGUGUUGAAGGAAGCUUUGAGAUUAUGGGCUCCUGUGUCAACAAACUCGAGAGAAGCUGUAAAAGACACAGUUCUUCCCAAGGGCGGUGGGCCAGAUGGGCAAUCACCCCUUUUUGUCCCCAAAGGCACGGCAUGCCGGUGGUCGAGUUAUAGUCUUCACCGACGUAAAGACAUAUACGGCGACGACGCAGAAGAGUUCAAACCCGAGAGAUGGGAGACACUCCGAGCAAAAUGGGAGUAUAUCCCCUUUAGCGGCGGGCCUCGGAUCUGUAUCGGCCAGCAGUUUGCUCUAACGCAAAUGUCGUACUUGAUAACUCGACUGUUCCAGACGUUUGAAUCAAUGGAGGCGGCGGAUGACAAACCCAUGCUGCAAAGUAACCGCGCCACCGCUGAAACUUCCGACGUUCCGGGCCUCGAGGCUCAGCCCGCGGGGCAUCUGACUGGUUUGGAGAUCGCUCUCAUCACUGUGACUGUCGUCUGCUUCGUCCUUCUCAUCUCGGCCGUCUUCAUCUGCCGAAGCGUCGAUCAGCGCCGUCGCAUUGGGGGCCCGCUGACACGACUCGAGGAGGGUAGUGCGAAGAAGAAACGCCAGGCGCGUCAGAAGAACGAAGGACAAGGCCAGGGCCAGGGCCAGCAACCCGCCAAGGAUUGGCCUUUCGGAAUCAAGCUUUUGGAUGUGAUCAAGAGCAAGAAGACCAAUGAGAACCCCCAGGGUCCCCCUGGCAAUGUCGUUGGCCAAGGAAACGAAGACAUCAACAUGAUUCCGGUUCAAGCGGCAACCGACUCGGCUACCCGCGUCUAA
Molecule: messenger RNA, 1962 nt
Organism: Fusarium keratoplasticum
Lineage: Eukaryota; Fungi; Ascomycota; Sordariomycetes; Hypocreales; Nectriaceae
Exons: 6
Coding region: 1-1962 (653 amino acids)
Molecular function (GO): iron ion binding; heme binding; oxidoreductase activity, acting on paired donors, with incorporation or reduction of molecular oxygen, reduced flavin or flavoprotein as one donor, and incorporation of one atom of oxygen
Source: RefSeq, a predicted model, not a curated record